ACCCCCCGGUCCCGGUUGUGUCAUGGCGGCUCCGAGGCUUCCAGCCGGUGAGUGGGACCGAGAUGUUGAGCUUUUUGUACGCUCGGCAGUCGGGGUUGGAGGACCCUCUUCGCUUGCGUAGAGCGCAGUCCACACGGAGGGUCCUGUCACUGGAGCUGAACAAAGACAGAGAUGUUGAAAGAAUCCACUGCAGUGGAGUUAACACCCUUGAUAUUGAGCCUGUUGAAGGAAGAUACAUGCUCUCGGGUGGCUCAGAUGGUGUGAUUGCACUCUAUGACCUUGAGAACGGCAGCAGACAGCCCUAUUACACAUGUAAAGCAGUGUGUACCGUUGGCAGAAGCCAUCCCGAUGUUCACAAAUACAGCGUGGAAACGGUUCAGUGGUAUCCCCAUGAUACAGGCAUAUUCACAUCCAGCUCAUUCGAUAAAACUCUGAAAGUGUGGGAUACCAAUACUUUGCAGGCUGCAGAUGUGUAUAAUUUUGAGGAAACAGUUUAUAGUCAUCAUAUGUCACCAGCAGCCACCAAGCACUGUCUCGUAGCAGUUGGUACUAGAGGACCCAAAGUACAACUUUGUGACUUAAAGUCUGGAUCCUGUUCUCACAUUCUACAGGGUCACAGACAGGAAAUAUUGGCAGUUUCCUGGUCACCACGCCAUGACUAUAUCUUGGCAACAGCCAGUGCCGACAGUAGAGUAAAAUUAUGGGAUGUGAGAAGAGCAUCAGGAUGUUUGCUCACUCUUGAUCAGCAUAAUGGGAAGAAGUCACAAGCUGCUGAAUCAGCCAACACUGCUCACAAUGGGAAAGUUAAUGGCUUGUGUUUUACAAGUGAUGGGCUUCACCUGCUCACUGUUGGCACAGAUAACCGAAUGAGGCUCUGGAACAGCUCCAAUGGGAAGAACACACUGGUGAACUAUGGCAAAGUUUGUAAUGACAGUAGGAAAGGACUGAAAUUCACCGUCUCCUGUGGCUGCAGCUCAGAAUUGGUUUUUGUUCCAUACGGUAGCACCAUUGCUGUUUAUGCAGUUUACUCAGGAGAGCAGCUAACUCUGCUGAAGGGCCAUUAUAAAAGUGUCGACUGCUGUGUGUUCCAGCCUCACUUCCAGGAACUGUACAGCGGUAGCAGAGACUGCAAUAUUCUUGCUUGGGUACCAUCUUUAUACGAACCAGUUCCUGACGACGAUGAUGAGGCUAAAACUAAAUCUCGGUUGAAUCCAGCGUUUGAGGAUGCCUGGAGCAGCAGUGAUGAGGAAGGGUGACGGUCAGCCAGCCUUUGCUCCUUGUCCAUGGGACCUCUACAGCGGUGUUCCUGGGGACUUCAGCCUGGGGCUCUUCUUUUGGUUAUUGUUGGUUUUGAGACAAGGUCUCACUGUGUAGCCCUGGCUAGCCUGGAACCAGACGAGGCUCAAACUUUCAGCCAUUCUCCUGCCUCUGCUUCCCAAGUGUUGGGAUGACGAAUGUGUACCACAUUGCCGUGUGUGUGUGUGUGUGUGUGUGUGUGUGUGUGUGUGUGUGUGUGUGUGUGUGUGUGUUUUAUUUUGCUUAACUCUUCAGUCAGUUUCUGGCCUGUUAAUUCUGAAUUUGUUUCCCCUGUAUUUUAAAGUGAGAAUGUGUAUAAAACCCUAAAAUUAGCUUCUCUGUGGUUUUAAUUCAUCCAAACCUUUCUCCUUGAGCCUGUUUGCCAUGGUAGCAGGCCAGCUGCUACGGGCACAGGACAUGAACAGAAGCUAUUGUUCUCAGCUGGGCCCUAUGUAGGUCUGAUGAGUGGAUGAUGUGUCUCAGCCCUGGCUCCCCUGGCUGUGCUACCAGCCUUCUCCUUUCCACCUUCCAGGGGGUAUUUUAACAAGAAUAAUUAAGAAAAAACAAACCAAAAAUAGUUGUUGUAAAGGUAACAUCAUAACUCUGUAUUCUCUUUAUUCAUAUUGAUGGCUUCAUGUAAUUCACUGUCUUCUAGCUUUAUGUCAGACAGUGUACAGCUCGUGUCUCCUCCAGUCUGAGCAGUGUAUCACAUGGGCAAUCCCCUGACCACUUGUUACUUUGAAAGGGCAGCUUGUACUCAGUCCUCAUUUUCUUCCUGUGAAACUCAGCAAGAUCCGUGCCAGGGUCUAGAUUAAACAUGAAAUGUUCUAAUAAAAUGUCUGUUGUUCUCUC
Molecule: messenger RNA, 2148 nt
Organism: Peromyscus leucopus (white-footed mouse)
Lineage: Eukaryota; Metazoa; Chordata; Mammalia; Rodentia; Cricetidae
Gene: Ercc8
Product: ERCC excision repair 8, CSA ubiquitin ligase complex subunit
Exons: 12
Coding region: 63-1256 (397 amino acids)
Biological process (GO): transcription-coupled nucleotide-excision repair; protein polyubiquitination; proteasome-mediated ubiquitin-dependent protein catabolic process
Cellular component (GO): Cul4A-RING E3 ubiquitin ligase complex; nucleotide-excision repair complex
Molecular function (GO): protein binding
Source: RefSeq, a predicted model, not a curated record